Molecule: messenger RNA, 584 nt
Organism: Durusdinium trenchii
Lineage: Eukaryota; Dinophyceae; Suessiales; Symbiodiniaceae
Source: the annotation of a GenBank genome assembly
GUGCAGGCCCUGCUGUUGGCCCGGGAUCCGGUGGCACUUGCAGCAACAUUGGGAUUCGGCUCUAGCGCCGCACUUCUGGGCAUAGUCAGUGCUUGGGAUGGCGUCCUUGGCGCGGAGAUGGACAUGGGAGUAGCAAGACCUGUGACCCUUGACAUGACAGUCCUUUUGCCAAUGACCUUGCCAAGCACGACGACAGGAGCUGAUGCUUGCUUCCGAAAGAAGGCUUCACAAGGUGGCUGCGCUGGUCCCCACUCCCUCCGCGCCUUAUAUGUAGCAGCCUGGCAAGAGCCUGGCUUCCAGAGGACAUUGGAAUUGCCCGACUUGACUCGUAGGGGCUUCUGGCCACCUGACUCGAUCGAUGGGGCAGUCUACGUGCCGCACAAUGAUGUUUUCAAUUCAUUCCUCACCCGCUGGGUCCAAAUGUUUCCUGGCUCACCUACGUUGGAUGAAAUUGUCAACUACCUCAGGCAAUUUCAAGAAUUCUUGCCGGACGAAUACGUCGGAAGUGGUGGCAAGUACAGUUCCCUGGUGGAGCUGAACAACACAUUGAGCUGAAAGAAGAAUGGCUUGAACAUUGAUUUGAG